AUGGUUUCGCCGUUUGGUGGCCUGGCCCGCGAGCCCGGUCUGGCGUGCGGCUCACAGAAAGUCCGUCGGUGGGUACGUGAGGAGGAGAUCUGGCCGGGCAGGGGCCCGCCCAGAAGUGCAGGUCGAUCCGACACGUGCAUCUCGCCAGCCGUGGCCCCAACCGCCAAUUGGGGGCCACAAUCCGACGCGUCUCGACGAGACGAUCAUAACGGUACAGGGCACGCCUCGCUGACGCCUCUCCCCGAGCCGUGGUGGCCGUUUGAAGUUGGAGGAGGUGUAGGGUAG
This is a messenger RNA of Fusarium keratoplasticum, 285 nucleotides long. RefSeq lists its product as uncharacterized. The record is from RefSeq and is a predicted model, not a curated record. NCBI's taxonomy places the organism in Eukaryota, Fungi, Ascomycota, Sordariomycetes, Hypocreales, Nectriaceae. The coding region runs from base 1 to 285 and encodes 94 amino acids. The transcript is spliced from 3 exons.